CAUUUAGCCUUGCUUCCUUCCCUGAACUCAGCAUGGAGGAGAAGUCAGAAAACUAUAAGCUUCCAGAAGAUCUGUUCAAUGGUUUGAAAGUUACAGACUCUCAGGGAGCAGUGUCUGCUAGCCCCCAGGUCCCUGAUCCCAAGGAUCAGAGCAAGCCACUAAAGGAUGCUGAAACGCGUCCCCAGGAGGACCAUGGGGAAGAGGAGUGUUUUCAUGACUGUAGUGCCUCAUUUGAGGAGGAGCAAUCAGGGGCGCACAUGUUGGGGAACAAAGCCAGUGAUGACUCAAGUUCUGAAUUGGAUGAAGAAUACCUAAUUGAACUGGAAAAAAACAUGCCAGAAGAAGAGAAACAGAAAAGAAGAGAAGAGAGCGCUAAACUAAAGGAGGAGGGGAAUGAACAGUUUAAGAGAGGAGAUUACGUAGAAGCUGAGAGUUCUUACAGUCAAGCCCUUCAGAUGUGCCCAUCCUGUUUCCAGAAAGAUUGAUCUGUUCUGUUUUCAAAUAGAGCUGCUGCAAGAAUGAAACAGGACAAGAAGGAGAUGGCCAUCAGUGACUGCAGCAAAGCAAUUCAGUUAAACCCUGGCUAUAUCCGUGCAAUACUGAGGAGAGCAGAGUUGUAUGAGAAAACGGACAAACUAGAUGAAGCACUGGAAGAUUAUAAAUCGAUAUUAGAAAAAGAUCCAUCAGUCCAUCAAGCAAGAGAAUCUUGUAUGAGAUUACCUAGGCAAAUUGAAGAACGUAAUGAAAAAUUAAAAAAAGAGAUGUUAGGUAAACUAAAAGAUCUCGGCAACUUGGUUCUGCGACCUUUUGGGCUCUCCACAGAAAAUUUCCAGAUCAAGCAGGAUUCUUCUACAGGCUCCUACUCCAUCAAUUUUGUUCAAAAUCCAAAUAAUAAUAGAUAACAGAAAUAACAGUAGUCUUAAAGGCUGACUGGGAGGCCAUGUACUGUUCUCAAGGAGCAAGGCCCUGCAGGUGUUUGAUAUUUAAAAGUAUCUUAUCU
Messenger RNA from Psammomys obesus (fat sand rat), 1000 nucleotides. Its product is annotated as tetratricopeptide repeat protein 1-like. NCBI's taxonomy places the organism in Eukaryota, Metazoa, Chordata, Mammalia, Rodentia, Muridae. The transcript has a single exon. The record is from RefSeq and is a predicted model, not a curated record. Gene Ontology annotation, molecular function: protein binding.